AUGCCCAUGGGCCUGACCAACUCCCCUGCUACAUUCCAACGUGUAAUGGAGCUGGUUCUGCGCGGACUCCCGUGGCAGGUCUGUAUGGUGUACUUGGACGAUGUGUUAAUAUUCAGUCCUACGUUUGAGGAGCACAUGUCCAACCUGCGGGAGGUGUUUUCUCGUAUCCAGGCAGCGGGUCUCAAGCUCAAUCCCCAGAAGUGUCACCUGGCUCGGGAUCAUGUGGUGUUCCUUGGCCACGUCGUUUCCAGUCGGGGCCUGCAGCCGGACCCCAGGAACACUAACAAGGUCAAGUCAUGGCCCACACCGCGUUCGCCCACAGAGGUGUACACUGAUGCGUCUAUGGAAGCUGUUGGGGCGGUGUUAGCUCAGGAUAAAGAUGGGCUGGAGAGUCGUCGUAUAUGCUAG
Knipowitschia caucasica is the source of this 408-nucleotide messenger RNA. The record is from the annotation of a GenBank genome assembly. NCBI's taxonomy places the organism in Eukaryota, Metazoa, Chordata, Actinopteri, Gobiiformes, Gobiidae.